Ochlerotatus camptorhynchus is the source of this 1114-nucleotide messenger RNA. RefSeq names its product tRNA-uridine aminocarboxypropyltransferase 1. Gene Ontology annotation, biological process: tRNA modification. Gene Ontology annotation, molecular function: tRNA-uridine aminocarboxypropyltransferase activity. NCBI's taxonomy places the organism in Eukaryota, Metazoa, Arthropoda, Insecta, Diptera, Culicidae. The transcript is spliced from 2 exons. Gene Ontology annotation, cellular component: nucleus. Bases 75 to 1070 code for a protein of 331 amino acids. The record is from RefSeq and is a predicted model, not a curated record.
CCACUAUCUGUCGGUUUUUCCAGUUUCCAUUCCCCAUCGAUGGCAAUUUAACGAAAUUUCCGUAAGUAACAACAAUGACUGAUUCUGACGGAGUGCCACCGCAGCCGGAGAAUCCGUUCGCUGGAAUGCACAUCGAUGACACGACAUUCCUGAAGGAUGUCGAAGGUAGAAGCUCUUGUACGGGUUGCGGAAAAUCGAGGAAGUUCUUUUGCUAUCACUGCUACGUUCCAGUAGCCGAGCUUCAGGGAAAGCUGUCCUUUGUCAAGCUACCGAUCAAAAUCGAUAUCAUCAAGCAUAAGAAUGAAAUCGACGGCAAGAGUACCGCAAUCCAUGCUGCGAUUCUCGCUCCGGAGGACGUAAAAAUAUACACCUAUCCCAACAUCCCAGACUAUAGGCAGGAGGAAGGUGCAGUAUUAAUUUUCCCAACACCAGAUGCCGAUACUGUUGCCAGUUUGUGCAGCGGAGAGCCACCAAAGGUCAAGGACAACUACGGACUUCCCAAGGGACAUCAUAUGGGCACAUUGCUUCGGUGUCGAUUGACAGACAUAGUUGCGGAGGUUUCAAAGAGUCACGAACUAGCGCAUCGAUUGCCUGUUCAAAAGGCUGUUUUUAUCGACAGCACCUGGAGCCAAUGCCGAGGGAUUUACAAGGACGAACGGGUCGCCUGCCUGAAGACGGUCGUUAUCCAGAACAGAAUCUCUCAGUUUUGGCGCCACCAGAAGAACAGUCCACGGUGGUUUCUGGCAACGGUGGAAGCAGUUCAUCAGUUUCUCAUAGAACUUCACAUCAAUGCCUACGGACUGGACUCGAGAUAUGAAGGGCUGAAGCAUUUGGGAUACUUAAAUUUUCCUCACGAUAAAGUUGUGCAAUUCGAUCAUCUGAUGGAAGGAAAACCGGCACCGUACAACGGCCAGUAUGAUAAUCUGUUGUUCUUUUUCCUACACAUGUACAAUUUGAUACAUGACUACUACGAACAUCAUACGCUCAGAGCGUAUCGGAGACCACUGUUCCUUGAGGAUAAAUACCAACAAAAACAGAAGCAACAGCAAGAGCAACAAGCAGACACCUGAAGAAUAAUCUUCUUGAGCUACUGGAAGAAUAAAACGCGAUUAUG